AUGGUAAUUUCAGAAGAAAAAAAUUCAGCAAGGACUGUAUCAGAAAGACUCCAAAGGCAAAUCUCCCAGGAAUGUAGGUUAUUUGAAAUCAAUGAUCCUGAGGACAGGUUAUUGAGGUAUUGGGUAAGCUCCUUAGAUGAUGCAGUGAGACAUCCCUCUUCCCAAGAGAGAGGUAUCAGGGAAGUGAAUGUGAUCCCCAAAAAAACCAUUGCAGGAGAGAAAGGCCAUGGAUGUAAGGGAAGAGAAAAAUUCCUUUCUGCAGAAGAAAGAUCCCACAGAUAUGAAAACUGUGGUCAGAGCUUCAAACAGAAGUCAGAAAUAACUGAACAUCAGAAAAUUGAUAAUGUAAAGAAAACCUAUGAAUGUAAGUAA
Molecule: messenger RNA, 372 nt
Organism: Rangifer tarandus platyrhynchus (Svalbard reindeer)
Lineage: Eukaryota; Metazoa; Chordata; Mammalia; Artiodactyla; Cervidae
Source: the annotation of a GenBank genome assembly